ACUGGCUCUUCCGUCUGAUGGCAAUUUCCCUAGAACAGGAAACUGUUUGGGCGGAUCGCUUGGAGUUUGCGAUCUUCACUUCACAUAAAACGCACCCUAGACCACUCAAGACCACCGAAACGUGCGCGUCGUGCUACAACAGAAAAUGCUGCUCGUUGCGUGUGUCUUGUGCUUCAGCCAGGUGGCUUGUGCUCUGACUGCAAACGAAGAUGCUACCGAAGAUGUCGAUCUUGAGGACGGCAUGGUUUCACAACUGGAUUUAGGCAACGCUCCGCGCAGGGUGCCGCGACAGGUGAAAACACUUUUGAGCAAGGAAACUAAACCACAUAUUCAGGAACUUUCGAUCCAAACCACCAUCAUGUCGCGGUACGCGUUCACCGCGGUGUCCUGUACGAUGCUGAACAGAUACAGCGCCGCAACCGAGGGAGUCUUCCAGCUCCAAGUUCCAGCGGCCGCCUUCAUUUCCAACUUUACAAUGAUCGUGGGAGGGAGAGUUUUCCCCAGUCAGAUAAAGGUGAAAAAGAAGAAUGGAGACAAGAACAGAGAUGAGAACAAUGGCAGAAUGAAGAGCAAGAAGUCAGCAGAACGCAGUGAGGGAGAGGCUGAGACAUUCCGCAUGGCCAUCACCGUCCCAGGGCGCAACCGUGCCGUGUUCCUGCUGACCUACGAGGAGCUGCUCGUGAGGCGAUUGGGUUAUUACGAGCAUGUGACCAGUGUUCGGCCCAUGCAUUUGGUCAGCAGGCUGAAUGUGGGCGUUACCAUCGUGGAGCACAGCCGAAUCAAGUACCUUGACGUCCUGCCUUUACGAAAUGGCAAAACAUCACCCUCCAGUGGCACGGCAAGACGAACGGCCACCAUGCCUGUGUCAACAGUGGUCAGGCAGAACGAGACUUUCUGCAAGAUCUCCUUCACCCCAAACAUCGUUCAGCAGGUCAAGAUCACCAACAACGGCAUACUGGGAGAUUUCGUGGUGCGCUAUGAUGUGGAGAGAGAAAUGGGGAUUGGGGAUAUUCAGGUGCUGGACGGACAUUUCGUACACUAUUUUGCCCCCAAAGACUUGCCCAUCGUCCCUAAAAAUGUUGUGUUUGUGAUCGACACCAGUGCCUCCAUGGUUGGCACCAAGAUCAGACAGACUAAGGAGGCCCUCUUCACCAUCCUGAGGGACCUGCGGCCGAACGACCGGUUCAAUUUUGUCACUUUCUCCAGCCGCAUCCGGGUGUGGCAGCCGGGCAAGCUGGUGCCCGUCACGCCCAACAACGUGCGCGAUGCCAAGAAGUUCAUCUACAUGAUCUCCCCCACUGGAGGAACAGACAUCAACAGAGGCAUCCAAGCUGGCUCCUUGUUGUUAAGCGAAUACCUGUCUAGCCAGGAGCACACCAAUGGCAACAGCGUGUCGCUCAUCAUUUUCCUGACAGACGGCCGGCCCACGGUGGGCGUGAUCCAGACACCCAGCAUACUGGGGAACACGAAGACAGCGGUGAAGGAGAAGUUCUGCAUCUUCACGAUCGGCAUGGGCAAGGACGUGGACUACAGACUGCUGGAGCGCAUGGCCCUGGAGAACUGUGGCACCAUGAGGAGAAUUCCCGAAGAGGCUGACACUAGCACCAUGCUGAAAGGCUUCUACGACGAGAUCGGCACCCCUUUGCUGUCGGACAUCCGCAUGGAGUACUCCGACGACGCCGUCGAGUACGUCACCCGGAACCACUUCCCCAACUACUUCAAUGGCUCGGAGAUCGUCGUGGCCGGCAGGCUACACAACCGCAGCGCAAACGCGCUGCACGUACAGGUCACCGCCAGCAACAGCGAGCACAGCCUCACCAUGGAGACGGAUGUGUCGCUGGGCGAGCGUGAGCGGCAGACCAGGCGGCGGGUGAAGGAGGCGGAGGCGGAGGCGGGCGUGGGAGCCGACGGCUACGUCGAGCGCCUCUGGGGCUUCCUGAGCGUGAAGGAGGGCCUGAAGGGCCGCCUCCGUAGCCAUGGCGGCGCCGAGCGUGAGAACUUCACGCGUCGUGCCGCCGACCUGUCGCUGGCGUACAACUUCCUCACGCCGCUCACGCAGAUGCUGGUGGAAACGCCGCAGGUGCUCGCCGACGGGACAGUAGCCCGGGCGGAGCCUGCUGGAGGGCCGCCCCCUGACGACUCAGGCAUGGCCAAUCGGCUGCUGGAAUGGGAGGAGUCCGCCGGAGACACGCCUCAGAGCCUGCACAGGAAGAAGAAGGAGGAGCUGCAUCAGAGCUCCGUGGUCGGCACAGGGACAAAUGGAAUUAAAAAACCCACCAAAAAGUCUGUCACCUUCUCCAAAACAUCUGCGGACGGAGAUCCUCACUUUGUGGUGGAGUUCCCCCACAACAAACUCAACGUGUGCUUCAAUAUCAACGGAGAGGCAGGAGACAUCCUGAGGCUGGUCACUGACCACAAACACUCUGGUGUGACUGUGAAUGGUAAGCUGAUUGGGACUCCAGCCCCUUCUGGCAGCCACAAACAGCAGCGCACGUAUUUCGGCUCCAUCACUGUAGUCGUGGAUAUGCCACGGCGCUCCUACAUCGAGGUGACGCCACACAAGGUCAUUUUGGACAGCCGUGAUCGCAUGGUCCUCCCCUGCAGUUCCAGCAUCUCCGUGGAGAGCGAGAGCCUGAGUGUGAACAUUGCUGCAAAUGCCAGUGUCACGGUAACGAUACAGGCAUCAAUCCAAUUCGUCAUUUUGUUGCAUGGCUACAAAAACCCUGCCCCUUACCAGCAGGACCAUCUAGGGUUCUACAUCGCAAACAAGAAGGGACUGAGCAAGGACACACACGGGCUGUUAGGUCAGUUCCUGUAUGAAGAAGUUGCACUUAUCCAGCUUCAUGGAAACAUCACUGUGGCAACAGGAAAUGACAUGGGGGGAGCAGGUCCUGCCCCAGGCAACGCCGAGCCUGAGCACACAGGCCUGAAGGUGAAGAAACGGACCGUGGAGGUGGUGAAGAAGACCAGACGCAUCUACUCCGGGACACACACAGUGGACUGCUGGUUUGCCAAAAAUAAUGCAGCUCAUCUGAUCGAUGGCCAGUACCAGGACUAUGUAGUCCCCCACCAAUUUGAUACAGGACACUGGCCUCAUGGGAACAACAUGCACUGACACACACACACACACACACACACACACACACACACACACACACACACACAUACACAAAGAGAAUAAUGGCUCUUCUGGAUUAACUGGUACCUACACACAAGUCUGUGGGAGACUUGAACUAUUCACACAUUCUAUAUGCAUUAUGUGCAUUAUAUCUGUCUCAUGCUUGGAUUUAAUAACUACUGCAUCAUGUUUGUAUGUUUCACCUUUUAUACCUAAAUCUAAUGUAAAAUGAAUAAAUUCAGUAUAAAUAAUUAUUCUACACCGACAUGGUGCAUUAAAACAUACUGACACUGUAAAUCAAAUAUUUUCAACACUUUUAAGGUUUCUGUAAUUUGUGAUUUGUAACUUUUCAAUGGGAAAUAAACGUUGGCUCUUUAAGGUG
Molecule: messenger RNA, 3500 nt
Organism: Electrophorus electricus (electric eel)
Lineage: Eukaryota; Metazoa; Chordata; Actinopteri; Gymnotiformes; Gymnotidae
Source: RefSeq, a predicted model, not a curated record